Molecule: messenger RNA, 1934 nt
Organism: Pistacia vera
Lineage: Eukaryota; Viridiplantae; Streptophyta; Magnoliopsida; Sapindales; Anacardiaceae
Product: glycylpeptide N-tetradecanoyltransferase 1
Exons: 3
Coding region: 283-1587 (434 amino acids)
Biological process (GO): N-terminal peptidyl-glycine N-myristoylation
Cellular component (GO): cytoplasm
Molecular function (GO): glycylpeptide N-tetradecanoyltransferase activity
Source: RefSeq, a predicted model, not a curated record
CUUACCCUCGCAGUCUUCACUAACUCGUCGUCUAAUUUCAUCGGAAUCAACGAAACUCUCGUUCUCUUCUCUUCAUCUUCUCCUCCUUUCUCUCUCUCUCUCUCUCUCUCUCUCCGUCUUCGCUUAUUACGCGUUUAAACCCAACUCAACUGGGCGUUGAAGGAUCUGAUUCUCCCCUCUCUUCAACAAUCUCGGCCGUCCACUGAACCAGUGAGUUUAAUUGGGAGUUGUGUUUGUUGGUAAGAGAUAAAAGAUUGUUUCUAUAAUUGAUUUAUUUUAGAUAUGGGGGACAACAACUCACCACCUGACUCUCCAAAAGAGAACCCGGAUCAAAAUUCGGACUCAAACCCGGUUGCUAAAGAUGAUAGUGCAUUGGAGACCAUAGUUAGGAAGUUUCAGGACUCGAUGUCGAUGAGCAAGAAACACAAAUUUUGGGAGACCCAACCCGUAGGUCAAUUUAAGGAUGUUGGGGAUAGUAGCUUGCCAGAGGGUCCUAUUGAGCCUCCAACCCUGUUGUCCGAGGUUAAACAAGAACCGUAUAAUCUUCCGAGUCAGUAUGAGUGGACGACUUGUGAUAUGGAUUCGGAAGAGACUUGUACUGAGGUUUACAAUCUCUUGAAGAAUAAUUAUGUUGAGGAUGAUGAGAAUAUGUUUAGGUUUAAUUACUCCAAGGAGUUUCUGAGGUGGGCGCUACGCCCACCUGGUUAUUAUACCAGCUGGCACAUUGGUGUUCGUGCUAAAGCUUCCAAGAAGCUUGUUGCUUUCAUUACUGGUGUCCCUGCAAGAAUCAGGGUACGUGAUGAAGUUGUGAAAAUGGCAGAGAUCAAUUUCUUGUGUGUUCAUAAGAAGCUUAGGUCUAAGAGACUGGCUCCUGUAAUGAUUAAGGAGGUUACUAGAAGGGUUCACUUGGAGAAUAUUUGGCAGGCGGCUUAUACUGCUGGAGUGGUUCUUCCAACACCUAUAACAACUUGCCAGUAUUGGCAUAGGUCUUUGAACCCCAAGAAACUUAUUGAUGUUGGUUUUUCGAGGCUUGGGGCGAGGAUGACAAUGAGCCGAACCAUAAAGCUUUACAAGUUACCAGAUUCUCCGGCUACCCCUGGAUUCAGAAAAAUGGAGCUUUGUGAUGUACCUGCUGUUACUCGGUUGCUUAGAAAUUAUUUGAGCCAGUUUGCUGUUGCACCAGAUUUUGAUGAGAAUGAUGUUGAGCACUGGCUUCUUCCCACUGAGGAUGUGGUGGAUAGUUACUUGGUUGAGAGCCCAGAGACUCAUGAGAUAACUGAUUUCUGCAGCUUCUACACUCUUCCUUCCUCUAUACUUGGGAAUCAAACGUAUUCAACUUUGAAAGCUGCUUAUUCAUACUAUAAUGUGUUUACAAAGACUCCAUUGCUUCAGUUGAUGAACGAUGCCCUUAUUGUUGCCAAACAGAAGGAUUUUGAUGUCUUCAAUGCCUUGGAUGUUAUGCAGAAUGAAAAUUUCCUGAAAGAACUGAAAUUUGGGCCAGGUGAUGGGCAACUUCACUAUUAUCUUUAUAAUUAUCGGUUGCGAAAGGCCUUGAAAUCAUCAGAACUUGGGCUCGUACUCUUGUAGUCAGCCAACAUCGAUUCUGUGAUUUUGUUUGCUAAGUAGUGUGGUUUUGCUUUCAAUUUCGUCCUUCCUCUGCAUCAGCAACAAAGUGUCAGAUUUUGCUGCGUAUGUGACAUUAGAUUUUAUGGGGUUUUUGAGCAUAAGCUGGGUAGACAUUAAACAUUACUGUUGACAAUGCGAAUUGUUUAUUUGACUCAAAUAAAUACUGAGAUUUUGUUUCUCUUUUGAUAUCCAGUUCCGUAAUGCUCUGCAAUCUUGUUCAAUUCUUUCUACCCAGCAUAUUUACUUAACUUUGUAGAACACGCGGUUCUCUCUUUACUAAAACCGAUUGUUUGGAGUCUGUUGUAUUA